This is a messenger RNA of Capsicum annuum, 2084 nucleotides long. Its product is annotated as probable protein ABIL5. The transcript has 8 exons. The record is from RefSeq and is a predicted model, not a curated record. Bases 1163 to 1852 code for a protein of 229 amino acids. Lineage: Eukaryota; Viridiplantae; Streptophyta; Magnoliopsida; Solanales; Solanaceae.
UAUGUAAUGACUACUUGUUUGAAAAAUCAUACUGUACAUACAAUGUUAAUUAUGUUUAGUGUUAUAUAGUAAUUAAUCAACUUUACAAGUGAGAAUUAUGACUCCGCCACUGGUUUAAUGUGUUUGUUGUUCUUUUUUUUGGCCAAAUUUUAGGUGCUAGUGUAUGAGUUUCUUGACAAUAAUUUGUAGUGAUAAGUACUUCUUUGUUUAAGUGGCGGAGCUAGAGGGGGGGAAAGGGUUCUCACCUAAAAACUCGUUCGUUGAAAAAUUACACUGUAUAUAUAAUGUUAAUUAUUUUUAGUGUUAUUAUAUAGUAGUAAAUAAUGAACUUCACGAGUGAAAAUUAUGUCUCCGCCACUGAUUUGUUUGUUGUUAUUGUUUUGUACUAAUUUUAGGUGCUAGAGUAUGAGUGUGUGUGUGCAUGUGUGGUGCUUCUUGACAUCAAUUUCUUGUGAUAAGUACUUUUUUGUUUAAGUGGCAGAGUACAUGACCCUUGACAGAAAGACGUGGAGGACGCGGACUAGGUUAAAGGGUUAGUGGGUAGGAGUACGUUUGUAAUAGUAGGGACGAGUGCUUUUGUCUGUAUCUACGCCUGUAGUUGCUUGUUCAUAGUGUUUCGGUGAUGUCUUUGAUUUCGAAUAGAUGGUUUAUAGUAUUAACGUGUGGGUGUCUUGUUUUCUUUAUUAUCUAGUGGUGUGUCUCCUAUUUUUGUUGUGUGCUUUUAUGUUCUUCGUUCGUUUGUUUGAUUAUACUGUUAUCUGGCCUGAGUCGGGGAUCUAUCGAAAACAGUCUCUCUACUUCAUCUGAGGUAGUGGUAUGGACUGCGUACCCUUUACCUUCUCAGACCCACUUUGUGGGAAUACACUGGGUAUGUUAUUGUUGUUGGCAGAGCUAGAGGGUCGGAAGGGGUCAUCUUAACCAUGUUAGCUGAAAAAUCAUAGUACUAUAUAUAUAAUGUUAACUCUCUGAGAUAAUGGUGUCAAAAUAUAUCUUAAAUAUCUACUUUUUGCGAGUUUUACACCCGAACUGUCAGUUGUUUCCUUCUCCUACCUGAACUAUCGCCAAUUGUUCUAUUUUCUUAUCCGUGAACUAUCACCAUCUGUGUAGUAAAACGCACCUAGUUGAGUAGAUGAUGAUAGUUGAGGCGUAAAAUUCGCGGAAAAUGAUAGUUCAGGAACUCAAGGAUUUGUGCUCUCAGCUUCACCAUGCUGCAGAUUAUUGUGAGAAAGCAUUUGUAAAGGCAGAAGAGAAAAGAGAUGUGGUGGAAAACACAAAAGAGUACCUCUGCAGAGCUGUUGUUACAGUCGUCGAUCAUUUAGGAUGUGUCUCAGCUAAACUUGAAUACCAGAUUUCAACGAUUGACACAGCUUCUGCAACAGAGCUACGAAUUGAUGGCCUGACUCAAAGGCUCGCGACCUGCCAGCAAUACUCUAACAAGCUUGCUCUCACAAGGCUUUGUUGGACUACCGAUUUAGCAACAUUUCAUCGUCGCUAUAUAUCACCGUCAAUUGAUGAUCUCAAGAGAAUGAAAAGAAUGUCAAGGGGAUUCGGUAUACCAAUUGGCAGUAAGAAUCUGGACAAGGAUGAAUUCGAGGCGGAGGAGAAUGUGCCACUAUUUUUGUACACUUACAACUGUAAGCCUUCUCUACUUGAAGAUUCAAAGCAAAAGUCUAGCUUUUCACCUCCAGUGCUGCCAGUUCGCGAUGGACUAUCUGUUGUACCGAAAUCACAAAAUUCCAACUUUGUGUUUCAGGAGGCUCGAAAGCAAAAACGGAACAUAUUGACUUGGAAACCGAUGCAUAAUAAGGAUAUCAGGUCACUCGUUCGACGUGGUAGAAGAAUAGUAACAUGAAUCCGCGAUGAGUCUGAAGGCUGCAAUGAAUAUUCCGUUUUGGAAAAGAUUGUGUAGAUUGUUGCAGCCUGCAGACUUCAACUUACCGAAACUGGAAUCAUGUAUUACUACUCUUGCUUCGCGAUUUAUGUACAUUAUAAAGGGUCUUAUUAGUAGCUUGAGAAUCUUAUGAAGUUUCUAUUUACGAGAUAAUGGUAAAAAAUACAGCUGAAAUAUCACUUUUUUGUGAGUU